Molecule: messenger RNA, 1166 nt
Organism: Polyodon spathula (Mississippi paddlefish)
Lineage: Eukaryota; Metazoa; Chordata; Actinopteri; Acipenseriformes; Polyodontidae
Gene: bphl
Product: biphenyl hydrolase like
Exons: 7
Coding region: 25-900 (291 amino acids)
Source: RefSeq, a predicted model, not a curated record
GGGACAAUAAAAUAACAAGGGAAGAUGGCGUGGAGGCUUUGCAGGAAAACACUGGCUUGUGCUGCUUUUACUUCAGCUUGCACAAGAGCAAUAUUGCUUAGUUCACUGAAACCUGUUUUGUUUUACAGCACUUCAGUAAUAUCAGCCAAAAAAGAAGUCAAUGGAGUCAGUCUGCAUUACCAACAGACAGGAAGAGGAAACCAUGGUGUUUUACUUCUUCCUGGAGCUUUGGGGAGUGGGCAAACUGACUUUGGACCUCAGCUCAAGUCUUUGAAUAAAGACCACUUCACCAUAGUAGCAUGGGACCCCCGAGGAUAUGGGCGCUCUAUACCUCCAAACCGGGAAUUCCCACUUGAGUUCUUCCAUCGAGAUGCCAAGGACGCAGUGGAUCUAAUGCAGGCAUUAAACUUUAGUAGAUUUUCCAUGCUGGGGUGGAGUGAUGGUGGAAUAACUGCCCUAAUUGCCGCUGCACAGUAUACCUUUCACAUCAACAAACUGGUUGUCUGGGGAUCAAACGCUUAUAUCACAGAAGAUGAUAUCAAGCUUUAUAAUGCUGUCCGUGAUGUUUCUAAAUGGAGUGAGAGGAUGAGGAAACCCAUGGAGGAGAUGUAUGGUGCAGAAUAUUUUGCUAAAACUUGGGCUGCUUGGGUGGACGGCAUUUGUCAGUUUGCUAAGAGACCAGAUGGUAACAUUUGUCGGGAGGUGUUACCGCAGAUUCACUGCCCCACAUUGAUUGUUCAGGGGCUAAAGGAUCCCAUGGUCCCAAACUUUCAUGCAGAAUUUCUUCACAAGCACAUCAAAGGCUCACGGUUGCAUCUGAUGCCAGAGGGCAAACACAAUUUACAUCUGAGGUUUUCAGAAGAAUUUAAUCAGGUAGUUGAAGAAUUUCUGCUGCAGUGACACAAUAGAGUGAAAUUAAACACUGACUCUUGAAUGUUGUUAAUUUAAAGUUGUUUUGCUUUUUCCUUAUUCGUCUUCAAGCAUCAUAACUAUUUCAAGAACAUGUACAAACAUGGUGAGGUCUUAAAAUGUAUUUGUGUUACAAUAUCAGUAUAUUAUCCAGGACUGCCACAUCGAUAUUGACUUGCUGUUGAAAUGUGUGUGUCUGUAUUAUAAUGUAUGUUCAUAACAUGACCCAUAAAUAUUAAACACCCAAUAGUUAUAAA